Messenger RNA from Plasmopara halstedii, 1758 nucleotides. RefSeq lists its product as uncharacterized. Lineage: Eukaryota; Oomycota; Peronosporomycetes; Peronosporales; Peronosporaceae. Bases 1 to 1758 code for a protein of 585 amino acids. The record is from RefSeq and is a predicted model, not a curated record. The transcript has 2 exons.
AUGGCACAUUGGUGGCGACGCGACGAGCUUUUAGCGCUUUUACAUGCGUGGGAACAAGCAGUUGAUAUACCACGAGACCGUGAUGAGAUUACAGAGCGUGAAAUGCACCAAUUGUGCAUGCGAUUUGAUGCGUUACGACCACGAGAUAGCGUGACUGUAUCAGUCCAAGAAGUCGAAGCUCAACGCCAGCGUUUGCUACCAACUCAACAACAAGACGAUUUACGUCGCAUGAAUGGACGACUGGGCGAGUUAGCAACUGUGACGCCGGAUGAGUUUGAUCUUUUACGUCGAAUAUGUGAAGAAGUACCUGCGCCUCCCCCAGUCGAAACAACUAUGUCUCCAAUACAGUCACAACGACAAGAUCGUCCUUUGGCUGACGAGAUGAAAGCAGCAGCCGAAGCGCUUGCAGGGUUGCCAAUGUUUCGAUCGAAUCAGACACCAGCGCCACCUCCAUUGUCCCCCCCAUUGUCAUCUAUUGAUGAAAUGAAGACAAUUAAUGAGAGAACUGACUUUAAACAAGAAGAAACGUCAGACUCUGACAAUUUGUCAGAUAGCGAGUCGGAAGAUGAGGAAACAAAAAGGAAAAGUCGUAAACGAGAAGAAGAUUUAGAUUACUCGCCUCCAAAAAUCAAGAGCAAGACGAAAGUGAAAAUGACAUCUAAGUGGUCGAAACGAGAAGAACAUCGAUUGUUAUUAGCGUGGCAUGAGAUUGUCACGGUACUAUCAAAGAAUGGAUUUGAGGGGUCGUUUGCUUCGCGAAAUGAUGGACUUCGACUAAAUGCAUUGAUUCAUCAACGGUAUAUCGAGCUAUGUGGUGACAACGAUACGCCUCGUACAAAUCAGUCGUCAGGUGCAAAGAAACACGCCAUUAUGACGGCAUUUCGAGCAUUACGCAAUGUACUACGGACGUUAGCAUCUCAAAGUGAUCGUCCCAACUGGUUUGGAAUGACACCUGAAGAACGAAUGGAAUUGCAAAAAAAGUAUGGUCAUCACAACGAACAAGCUGUUUUUAUUGAAAAAGAAUCGUAUCAACGUCUCGUACAAAUCGACAAAGCACAGCAAAUCGUUUUAACUCCAACAGCUGAUGCUCCUCGCCCUCCAACAACUUUGGAUGAGCUAUUAGGACGAAAAAAAGAACAAGUUUUCAAAAGGGAAAGUCAAAGUUAUGGAAAACUUACACCUAAUUCCGGACCACCUCGAAGUUACAUGAUUGCCGAUAAAUCAUCGGAGGAAUCUAACGAUGACGAGUCAGAAGAUGACAAUGCAUCAUUGCAAAGUCGUAGUACCGAAACAUCGAAUCGACGAGCUAAUUCUCAAGUACGACCUAAUCGUUAUAAAAGUCUAGCAACGAAAUCUACUCGUGAGGUCGAUCCUGUUGACGACAGAGAGACAAGUGUUCCAUACAAACGUCGACGUAUGAUAAAAAGUGAUCCAAAGUGGGUGACACAGUUGUUGGAAACCCAGACAAGGCGAUUUGAAGCCCUUUUGGACGAAUUUCAGGAAGAACGACGACAAGAACGUCAACAUAAUGUAGAGAUUAUUCUUGAAGCACUUAAUUUGCGCCGUGCGAUUGUUCAAAAGUCAGACCAGCCUUCUCAAUUUGUAGAAAUGUUGGUGGAGAGACAACGUCAGCAUUUGCUCAGUUUGUUUAAUCAACUGCAAGAUGAACAUUCGCGAGAACGAGAGCAAGCGCGAUCGCUGCUGCGUGAGCUCGGAAGUGCUCGGCUUGUUAGUCAAGAUCAGCACGAGAAAGAUUAG